AUGCCAGAACUUUCUGGUUUCGAGAAAUAUUUUUAUUUUAGAAGUAAAUUGGACAUCCAUUCGUGCUUUUUCAUAGGUAUACAGUUGAAUGAGAUUCCAGCGUCGAGAACGCUGUCAUUCGCCCUACGCCAAGCGAUUGCUAAGUUUCCUGAGUUGCACUCGAAUGUGACGGUGGACAAAAAACCUGCUAUCGUUUCUAUUAGAGGGCCACUGCAAUUUGAAGAUGUAGUGGUGGAAACCGAGUACCAAACAGUUGGCCAAGAAGAAACCAACGAGAUCUUUGAUAAGGUGUCAUUUGAAUACGGUGUUGAUAGACCGCUAUGGAAGAUUCUCGUUGUGAGACAUAGCAACCAAUUACUCUUGUGCAUGGAUCAUGUCCUGUUCGAUGGGAUAUCUGGUGUCAAUAUCUGGACUGAAAUUCUGAACGAAUUGAACUCGAGCAAUAUUCAACCUGGUGCUACCGAGCGAAUUGUUUUUAAUGGUGAGAGUGCUGCCCCAAGUGUAAGAAGUCACCCUUAUGCUCAAUUCGCCAUGCCCCUUGUGUGGAAGUUGAAGUACUGGUUUGUCUUGGCAUUGAGUUAUUCCGAUUCAUUUUACCACGCUCUACACGGCACCUCUGCGGGACAGAUACAAUUCCCUAAGUACAAAAUGCAAGGAGGGUUGCUGUCGGAAACGCAAAAGAUCAGAAACGAUAAUUGUCGUUUUAAAGUCAGUCUCACACCCGUCGAAUUGCAAGCAGUCCAGCAAAAAUGUCGAGACGAAAACGUAUCGCUGACCUGCUGCCUUGCUGCCAUGCUAAGUGCAGCUUUGAAUCAUGUAGACGUUUCCAGUCGUCAGGGUACCACCGUCAAAGUAGAUAUUCCAAUUAACACACGGCCGCUACUGGCUGAGACUUUGAAUCUGGACCCAAGCGAUAUCAAAGUGGGCAAUUUUGUGAAACCUGCAGAACUGAAAUUCGAACUUAAUCAAGGUACUGUCGAUCGGUGGGCCACUGCACGCACGUUUGCCGCGCAGUUGAAGAAAGAAAGACGGAACUUGGACCCGCUCUACGCGGUCAAAUUGAUGGACGCCCUGGACGUUGCCAAAUACAUUGAAACCCAGAAAAAAACUGAGUAUCCAGCCGGAACAUUUGAAAUUACUAACGUGGGCUUACAGUCAUUCGGAACAUCCCCCGAGGACAAGUUCCAGGUGAUAGAUGCACUUUUCGACGAGCCUCAGGGCUUGUCAGACGUCUUUACGCUCGCCACGGUCUCUACUCCCACCGGGGGACUCAAUUGUUCUCUAAGCUACCCUCAAGUGCUAUCCAACGAUCUCAGACCGGCAUUUGAGGCCUUCUACAAUGAGCUAAAGGGUCUGAUCUAG
Lachancea mirantina is the source of this 1362-nucleotide messenger RNA. The record is from the annotation of a GenBank genome assembly. NCBI's taxonomy places the organism in Eukaryota, Fungi, Ascomycota, Saccharomycetes, Saccharomycetales, Saccharomycetaceae.